This is a messenger RNA of Perognathus longimembris pacificus (Pacific pocket mouse), 2433 nucleotides long. It is a transcript of the gene Rwdd2b, whose product is annotated as RWD domain containing 2B. Bases 522 to 1394 code for a protein of 290 amino acids. The transcript is spliced from 6 exons. The record is from RefSeq and is a predicted model, not a curated record. Gene Ontology annotation, molecular function: protein binding. Lineage: Eukaryota; Metazoa; Chordata; Mammalia; Rodentia; Heteromyidae.
ACGUUCUUCUGGAUGUAGUCGUGACUAACCCCGCCUUCCCUCUCGCUGCCCACCGCUCAUUGGUCAAAGUCUACCUCGGCGUUUUUUGUCCCGCCCACAGCUUUUCGCUGGCCCAAUCAGUUGUCAGGUGCGACCGUGCCUGGCUGCCGGGCUUUUUUCCGAAACGUGUCCGCUUGUGUGAGCUGUGCUAUGCCCUUUGUUUUCCGGAGAUUACGUUCCGGGAGCAGCGGCUUCACGCAGGACGCUCGGGAUUUGUGCUUCGUUCUUACAGCAACCACUGAAAUCGAGUCAUCAAAUAGCCCUCAGGGAGCAGUGCGAAGUCUCAGCGAAAGUAAUUUGGCAAAUAUCCAUCCUGAUGCAGAUACUAUCCAGAAAGUCAUCACAAAUAAAGCUUAACAUAAUAAAAUAGCUACCCAAUUAACCUCGAAGAUGAGAAGGAAUACUAUGAAGAUGCUACUGACUUAAAUAAUGGUGCUGAAUUUCACAGAGUUAUAUUUCUUUAAGAAGAAACUUGCAGAUGUAUGGAAAUGACUGAGAUAGAGCAGGCAGAGGCCCAGCUGUCUGAGUUAGACCUGCUGGCCAGUAUGUUCCCUGGUGAGAAUGAACUCAUAAUGAAUGACCAACUGGCUUUAGCAGAACUGAAAGAGUGUAUUGAAAAGAGGACAAUGGAAGGGCGAUCUUCAAAAGUGUACUUUACUAUCAAUAUGAACCUGGACAUAUCUGAGGAAGCAAUGGAGAUGUUUUCUCUGGCUUGCAUUCUUCCCUUUAAAUACCCUGCAGUACUACCUGAAAUUACUGUCAGAUCAGCAUUACUAAAUAGAUCCCAGGAGACUCAACUGAACACAGAUCUGACCGAAUAUUUACAGAACUGUGUUGGAGAAGUGUGUGUCCUGAAUGUCACAGAGUGGGUUAGAGAACAUGCCUCUGGCUAUGUUAGCAGAGAUACUCCAUCCCAUGCCAGAGAAAGUACAAACCAGCCAGUGACUCCCAUUCUUACAAGACUCUGGAUCUACAGCCAUCACAUCUACAACAAAUGCAAAAGAAAGGAUAUUCUAGAGUGGGCAAAGGAGCUUUCCCUGUCGGGAUUUAGCAUGCCUGGGAAACCUGGUAUUGUUUGUGUGGAAGGCCCUCAAAGUGCAUGUGAAGAAUUCUGGUCAAGGCUGCGGAAGUUAAACUGGAAGAGAAUUUUAAUUCGCCAUCGAGAAGACAUUGCCUUUAAUGGUUCAAGUGAUGAAAUGGCAACACAGAGGAAAUUUUCCAUUUUUGAGGAAAAAGUGUUUAUUGUUAAUGGAGCCAGAGCGAACCACAUGGACUUUGGUCAGCUCUAUCAGUUCUUAAGUGCCAAAGGGUGUGGGGAAGUUUUCCAGAUGCUCUUUGGUGUGGAAGGACAGUGAGAGAGCAGAAGAGUGGCUGAAAAGUUUUGUCACUGUUGGCCUUUUGAUCCCCCCUCUCCUCAUUCUUUCUUGAAAGAUAAAGUAAUUUAAUUUCAGGCCUAUUUUACACUGUUGUACAAUUGAACAUGUAUCUGUUAAGAAUGACUGGAUGCAGAACUGAGUUAGAAAUUGCAGUCUUUAAAUUAUUGACAGAAACUUCUUAUGUUGUGUGAAAGUAAAUUUCCAUUCCCUUUACAUGCCUUUACUAAAUCUAAGAAAGCCCUUCCAGCAUCUACUGUACCUAUUCAUGGCUGAGGAGAUACAGCUACCAGGUUUCUGGGAAAACAUUUGCUUCCCAAUUAAAGUGAUCCCUGAAACUAAGUUACCUAUAGCUUUAGUAAUCCUUUCAGCCAAAAGGGUUAAGAGAACCAUUCCCAAUGUGGUUUGGCUGCUGAACCCAUUACUGGUGCCUGUCCCAACACCAACACCUGCCUUUCUAUACAUUUAGUAUCAUGAAAUAAAACCAGUUAAAUAUUUUCAUGCUUAUUACCAGUGAUCCACAACCAAUUCGUCCAUUUUUUUCAAAGCUUGUUUGUAUCUACCUCAUUUGAUAUAUACAUAGUGAUGUUUAAUUUAGUUUUAAGCUCAUGUCUGUUUUUGUAUUCUCAUGUUCUGCUUUGCUUCUGGGCUUGGUGAGAUAUGGGUAAACAAGCCUUAAUCAUUUAUCAAAUUGGGAAUUUAGAGAAUUUGGUGCUGGCAAACUGGAUUUUAACAUGUUUCAUUUUGGAGAUAGCUUUUGAUUAACUUAUUUCUAGCAAAUUGACCAGUCUGAUAAACACUGAUUUUUUCUGGUAUCAUGUGUUUGAUAUUCCUUUAAGAAUCUGAGGUGAGGUUGGAGAUACACUGCACUGUGGAUUUUGUUUGGUUUACUCUGUGUGUGUGUGUGUACAUGUGUGCAUGCACCAAUAUUGGGGCUUGAACUCACACUGCCUCUUGGCUUCUUUGGUUCAUUGCUGGUGCUCUACCAAGCCAGUAGUAAACCAGAAGUAACCUCUCUAUA